Messenger RNA from Solea senegalensis (Senegalese sole), 1917 nucleotides. RefSeq names its product CD82 antigen-like. Gene Ontology annotation, cellular component: membrane. The record is from RefSeq and is a predicted model, not a curated record. Bases 106 to 873 code for a protein of 255 amino acids. NCBI's taxonomy places the organism in Eukaryota, Metazoa, Chordata, Actinopteri, Pleuronectiformes, Soleidae. The transcript has 9 exons.
UUGUGAGACGGAACAGGAGGCGCGCGCGGCUGCAGGGUGAUCGCGUGCAUAUCGAUUAUCAGUUGACUGUUCGGUUUGUUGGAAGGUGUUUUUUGAUAAGGCACAAUGGGGAAAGGCUGCAUUAAGGCGACCAAGUACUUCCUGUUCCUCUUCAACCUCAUCUUCUUCCUGUUUGGAGCUGUUAUCAUGGGCUUUGGACUUUGGCUGCUCCUGGACAAUCAAAGCUUCAUCGUUGUGCUCAAUAACUCCACGCCUGUCAAAGUGGCCUGCUACAUCCUGAUUGGAGUCGGAGCCUUCUCGAUGCUCAUGGGCUUCCUCGGCUGCUUGGGUGCUAUUUACGAGGUCCGCUGCCUGCUCGGCCUGUACUUCACCUGCCUCCUCCUCAUCCUCCUCGCUCAGAUUGCCGCCGGCGCCCUCAUCUACUUCCAGAAGGAGGUGUUAAAUGUGGAGAUGUCCAAAAUUGUCUCAAAGGUGCUAGACAAUUACCCCGGCAACAAUUCCACCACGGAGCAAGCCUGGGACUUCAUCCAGAAGAAUAUGGAGUGCUGUGGCUGGGACGGCCGUCAGGACUGGAGCGGUAAUAUGGUCAUCAUCAACAGCUCCCGGCUGCUGUUCCCCUGCACCUGUCAGAACGCCUCCCUCACCUCUGGAAACAUCUCUGACAGCGGCUUCUGUGAGGCUCUGACGCCUGACUGGCCCGUAUACGACGUGGGUUGUGCCGCCACCGUGGAGAGCUGGCUCCUCACGAACAUCGGGGUCGUGCUGGGAAUCUGCCUCGCAGUGGCGCUUAUUGAGCUGCUGGGGAUGAUUCUGUCCAUCUGCCUGUGCAGAAACAUCCGCAAUGAGGAUUACACCAAAGUGCCAAAGUACUGAUGAGUACUGAUGGACAAAACUGCAAAAACAAGGGAGUGAAAUAAGCGAGUUUUCACCUUUUGAAACGUUCUGUUUAAAUGUAAAUAAUGUUUUUGUUUUUUUUGCUUUUUAUUUGAGGCACUUCCAUCAGUUUGAGUCAGUCCAGUUUCUUUGAGCACUUUAGAGACGUUUUGUAGUUGAACUUUGAAUGGGAGCACGAAACCAACGUGUUAUAUGAAAUGUAAAAGGAUGAUGAGGAAGAUGGAUGAAAUAAUGUGUGUCAGCAGCUCCUUCUUAGGCUCAAAUGACUGUGUUGUCAAUUCUAUGUAAGUUAAAUCACUACAAUGUUUUGGUUUCCUAAAAAAAAAAAAAAUCAUGUUUGUCCGUAAAGAAAGGACCAUUUUUUAAAAGAUUUUUGGACACUUGGAAAAUCCAGUGUUUUUUAUUUUUUCUUCCUUUUAAAUAUGCCGGCAACUUGAUUUUUUUUUGUAAAAUGUUUUUAGUAUUUUGUAUAUAAUUUUACUUUUUAUUUGUGUGACUUUGAAUAAGAAAAAAACCUGCCAGUGUUUUCAUCAGAUGCUGGUCUCUCCCUGAAUUUUUACUGUUAUUUUUUUAGCUUCUUAAUUUUAAAAUUGUGAGAGUUUUGUUCUGGAAAACAUAGAAAUAAUGACACUUGUUGUUUUUCUUGUCUAAAAGUAUCACUAUCAGUUGAAAAUCAAAAAUAAGGCACCCCUCUCAAAGAUAAUAUAGCUUUAAUUUCAUGUACAAACAGCAAAUUAAAUGUUUCCUUUUAACCAGUUUUGAAACCAUUAUAAUGAGACCAGUUGUUUUUGGCGAUAAUAUUUCCUGGGUGAUACCAGAAAAGAGAUUUGAGAUAGAUUUUUCAGCUGAGACGUUGUGUUGUUUCUUUGUGUACAGUCUGUAUGAAAAACAUUCCAUUAACGUUAUAAUAUUUUCUUAGGUAGGAAGUUACGUCUGCGUGUAACUCGUGUAGCUGGAUAUAGUUUGUGUGAGCUCACAACAUUCAUUCUGUUUCAUUUUGACAAUAAACUGAUUACAAAGGCG